AUGGAGCCCAACGGGACGGCGGCGGCGGGGGACAACGGGACGGCGGCGGCGGCGGCGGGCGGCGGGGGUGCCCCCGGGAGCGGCCCCCUGCUCAUCCCGUCGGCCUUCGGGACGGUGCUGUCGGUGAUGUACGUGGCCGGGGUGGCCGGCAAUGUCUACACGCUGGUGGUGAUGUGCCACUCGGCGCGCUGCGCCGCCCCCAUGUACAGCUCCAUCGUCAGCCUGGCCCUGGCCGACCUGCUCUACCUCUCCACCAUCCCCUUCAUCGUCUGCACCUACCUGGCCCAGGACUGGUACUUCGGGGACCUGGGGUGCCGCAUCCUGCUCAGCCUGGACCUGCUCACCAUGCACGCCAGCAUCUUCACCCUCACCCUCAUGUGCACCGAGCGCUACCUGGCCGUCACCCGGCCUCUGGACACCCUGAAGCGGUCGAGGGGCUACCGGAAGGUCACGGCGGGGGCUGUGUGGUCGGUGUCGCUGCUGCUCACGCUGCCCAUGAUGCUGAUGGUCACGCUGACCGAGGGGGGCAAGGCGGAGGGCAAGGUGAAGAGGAUGUGUGCGCCCACCUGGAGCGUGGACGCCUACCGGACCUACCUGACCGUGCUCUUCAGCACCAGCAUCAUGGCCCCGGGCAUCAUCAUCGGCUUCCUCUACACGCGCCUGGCCAGGACCUACCUGGAGUCCCAGAGGAACCCCCCCCACAAGGAGAAGAGCAAGAGGUCCCCCCGGCAGAAGGUCCUCAUCAUGAUUUUCAGCAUCGUGCUGGUCUUCUGGGCCUGCUUCUUGCCCUUUUGGAUCUGGCAGCUGGUGCGCCUCUACAGCAGCUCCCUGCAGCUCACCACCCAAACCCAGAAGUGCAUUAACUACCUGGUGACCUGCCUGACCUACAGCAACAGCUGCAUCAACCCCUUCCUCUACACCCUGCUCACCAAAAACUACCGGGAGUACCUGCGCAACAGGCACCGCAACUUCUACAGGUUCACCUCCUCCUUCCGCAAGAGGGGCUCCAACCUGCAGUGCUCCUGGGGCCGCUCCAUGUCCUCCAGCAACCAGUACGACUACAGCUCCGAGGCGCUGGGCAUGGCCACGCUGAAGGACAAGUGAG
Serinus canaria (Common canary) is the source of this 1105-nucleotide messenger RNA. RefSeq names its product urotensin-2 receptor-like. Lineage: Eukaryota; Metazoa; Chordata; Aves; Passeriformes; Fringillidae. The transcript has a single exon. Gene Ontology annotation, cellular component: membrane. Bases 1 to 1104 code for a protein of 367 amino acids. Gene Ontology annotation, biological process: blood vessel diameter maintenance; regulation of blood pressure; neuropeptide signaling pathway. The record is from RefSeq and is a predicted model, not a curated record. Gene Ontology annotation, molecular function: urotensin II receptor activity.